UCAUAUCUCACUCUCUCAUCAAGAAUCCUAAUUAAAGAUCCUUAAUUAAUUAAUUACAAAAAUGGAACAGAAUGCACCACUCUUUGCAAAGAAAGUAUGGAAAUUAGUACGUGUAUUGUACUUCAUGUUACGCAAAGGCAUAUCCAAGAGUAAGCUAUUACACGACCUCAACAAGAUGAUGAAACUUGGCAAAAUCGCGGGUAAGUCCUUACACAACCUCAUGUUCCACCACCACCACCACGACUGGGCUACAUCUUUUGCUGCCUACAACCUCUCUCCACCGCCGGGUGAAUACGAGUUUAGCUGCAGCAACAGCCCUUCUACUAAUAACCACCACACAUUCUCUUUGAACCCGUUCCACAAGAAACACCACAGUAGUACUUAUUCCAAAAAUAAACAACACAAUGGCGGGGAUCUUGACAUGAAGGCUGUCAAUUAUGCGGCCGUGUUGAAGGCCAUGGAGAUGAUUCAAAGCGAGAACUCAUCGCCCGCGCUCCCGGGGUUUGGGAGGAGUCCCAUGGUUAGGCAACUGAGGGUGACCGACUCUCCGUUUCCAUUGAAUAAUAGUGUAGAUGAUGAGGACAGCCAUGUGGUGGAUGAGGCAGCUGAGAAGUUUAUAAACCGGUUUUACAAAGACUUAAGGCGACAGAAUGCCAAUGCAACCUCAUCAUUUGGUCCAUAUAUCUAAACUAAUUUAAGUACACACGGCCGGAGCAAGAAAAGUAUAUAUAUAAUCGGGUCGAUCCAUGCAUGCAUGGCUACUUAAUUUGGCGCUAGCUAGCUUGUGGGAUGUGGCAUUGAAAAUUGUUCUAUAAUGACCCGGCCGGCCAGAAACAAGCUAGGGGGUACAUACCAAGCUAGAUUUAAUUUUCCGUGUGUGAAUCGAGAAAUGCAAAUUCAUACGAGUACGUAUAUCAGAAUUUGCGGCAUAUAUAUUUGUAAUAAUUAAGGGUGUUCCAAACAAUGUUAAGUUGCUACAUGUAUUUGUUGGAUAUAGCGAGCGAAAUCGUUGAAGCGUACACUUGUAAAUGGCAUAUAUACACAAAAUGUAACCACUUUUAUUUUAAUGAAGAUAUAUUACUUUCACUA
Molecule: messenger RNA, 1089 nt
Organism: Erigeron canadensis
Lineage: Eukaryota; Viridiplantae; Streptophyta; Magnoliopsida; Asterales; Asteraceae
Exons: 1
Coding region: 62-688 (208 amino acids)
Source: RefSeq, a predicted model, not a curated record